Molecule: messenger RNA, 5283 nt
Organism: Myripristis murdjan (pinecone soldierfish)
Lineage: Eukaryota; Metazoa; Chordata; Actinopteri; Holocentriformes; Holocentridae
Gene: phldb1a
Product: pleckstrin homology-like domain, family B, member 1a
Exons: 24
Coding region: 188-4321 (1377 amino acids)
Biological process (GO): regulation of microtubule cytoskeleton organization
Cellular component (GO): basal cortex
Molecular function (GO): protein binding
Source: RefSeq, a predicted model, not a curated record
AACAAAAAAAAAAAAAAACAAAAAAAAAGAAAUUUAAAUUCCAGAGAAAAGAGCUGGGAGCCUUUUCUCACGAGGAGCUGGGAGAAUGCCUCAUCUCAGCGGAGCUUUGGAUUGGAUCAUUCCACAGACGACAAAAUGCUCUUAACCAGCACUGGAUCUUCAUGUGUCAGAUAGCUCUGCAGCCGACAUGGACCGUCUGAACAGGAAUAAAGCGGAACAUGGGCGACAGACACACCAGGUCCUACAGGGAACACCUCUGGACCUGAUUGAGACAGGCAAGUCCCUGAAAGUCCAGGCAGAGCGCCCCCACCUGGUUAGUUUGGGGAGUGGUCGCUUGAGCACAGCCAUCACCUUGUUACCCCUACCAGAAGGGAGAACAACACUGGGCAGUGAGGGGACAGAUAUCCCUCUCCAGGGUCCCGGCAUCGCCCCCCAUCACUGCUAUAUUGAAAACCAGGCAGGCAGCAUCACCCUGCACCCAUGUGGACACCAGUGCUCUGUAGAUGGCCUCCCCGUCACCAAGCCGGUCCGCCUCACCCAAGGGUGCAUGCUGUGUUUUGGUCAGUCUGCCUUUUUCCGCUUCAACCAUCCAGAAGAGGCCCUGAGGAUGAAGAGCAUGCUGCCUGGAGGAAGCCACGGACUUGGCACCAGCAGAACCCAACAUACUGACACCCAUAGUGCUCUAAAUGGAAACCACCAAUCUGUUUCCAGUGAGGGCGGUGGUCACCCAGGCUCACGAUCCAGGGCCAGCAACAUAGAAAAGGACCUCCAAGACACUCUGGUGUUGAAAGACUCCCAGGCAUCGUCAUUAUCAGGGUCUCGGAAACCGGCCCAGCACCCUAAACCUCAGCCCCCUCUUCCAGCCGUGCUCAAUGGGAGAGAUGGCACCCUGCACUCUCCUCAAACCAGUGCAGCAGCCAUGACACAUGACUCCAUCUAUGAAAACACUUCAUCAUUUGUCUCCUCCCCCUCAUCAGUUACACACACUGCCACUCACUCUGGCCAGAGCCUCGGCAACAAAACCCCUCCAGUACCCGCCCGUUCCAUCAAAUCCACUCGUGCCAGCCAAACACCUGUACCCCACCCUCGGACUUCUCCUCCAGUGGCCUCAAGUGGUGCUACCAGUGGUCAGAGGGCCCAGGGCAGUCCAAAGCCUCUGAGGAACAUCCGAGCAGAGACCACAUCAAGCCCAACGCCCCCCUUCAGAGGGCCAGGUCAGGACACAGAAAACUGUAGUUCAAGUCACAGUCCAUCCCCUAUUUCUAAUCAAAGACCAAGUUCCAAAAUGUCCCCAGCAACCCCAGCCAGCCCUCGAGUAAGAGGUUCUUCCCUCCAGAAAAGAUCGCCCAGUCCCAUGGGUGAUGGGUCCACUAGCAUGAGAGAACCACCAUCACGUAGCCCUUACAUGUCCCGCAGAGGGACACCUGGAUCACAGGGCUCUGCGUCCUCCAUCGUCUCACACACCUCCACAGCUAAACCAGCCUCUGAGAGCCCUCAGGUCCAACGCAAACACACAACCUCUUCAAAAGAGGAGGCCGGGAGGGCACUGAAUGCACCGAGCCCAUCGCAAAUCUCUGGGCUCAGUAAUAGGCAGAUGAGGACCAAUACCCUCCCAGGCCUGGUUUCUCUGUCUGGUUCAUCUCCUCUAACUAGUCCUCACAGCCAAAGGAAGGCUUCUUGCGCAACAGCUACAGGAUCCUCCAACAGGGAUGCCAGUCUGAAGCCUCGUACCCGGGAACGCAAGAACAGCAUCUCUGAGAUCAGUGACAAUGAGGAUGAGCUGCUGGAAUACCAUCGCUGGCAGAGAGAGGAGAGGCUCCGUGAGCAGGAGAUGGAGAAACUGGAGCGACAGAGACUGGAGACAAUCCUGAAUCUGUGCGCAGGAUACAACCAGGAGGAUGGUGCCGUGGAGCUGAGCGACGUCGUGAGGAGAGGACUGUUCCCUCAGCCAGGCGAGGAGGGCGCUAUAGGACCCUGCACAGACACAGGAGGCGGGAUGUCUUUUCAUGGGGGAGAGAGACCCCACAGGGCAAGAGAGAAUGAGGAGGAAAACCAGAGAGAGGAGUCUAGCAGCACAGAGAGCACUCAUCAAGAGUGUGAGGAGCUGUUAGCCGGUCAGGAGCAGAUCUACCUGGAGGAGGAGAGGAACAGGGUCCUGGCCCGGGUCGAUGACAUGAAGCACAGAGUCAGUGAACUGGAGCAGCAGCUACAGGAGACCAGACAGGAGGUGGAGAUGGAGCAGGCUCUGCUGCAGGCGGAGCGGCAGGCAGAGCAGGAGCAGGUGGAGGCUGAAAGCGAAAUCAUCUCUCAGCUGCAGCUCAAACUCAGUCAGCUGGACAAGGCCACCCAGAAAGAGAAGGACAAGGGGAGGGCUAAUGUGUCGGCUGAGCGGAAGGCCCUGGAAAGGCAGAGGAAUAAGUACAAUGAGCUGAAGAGGCAGUUUGAUAAGUGCCCCUUGUCUCUAAGGGAACAGUUACAGGAGCAGCUCUGCAGGGAGGCUGAAGCUCUGGAGUCUGGGACCAAGCAGUUUGAGGACCUGGAGUUCUGUCAGCUGGAGGAGGAGAGCAGUCUGGAAGAGAAGAAGGAGACUCAGAGCUCGCAGCUUCUCCAAGAGAGAGCUGAGUAUCACCGCAGCGUGGCCAAGAGGAAGGAGAAGAUGGCUGCUCUGGAAGCUCAGGUCAAACAGCUGGGAUUGCAGGCAGCUCAGGAGUGUGAGAGGAUGGCAAAAGACAGGACACUGACUCUGCAGCUGUUGCACAAGGAGAAGGACAAGUUGUGUGCCCUGGAGAAGAGGUACCAAACCUUGACAGGAGGGAGGAGCUUCCCCAAACCAAACAGCGGUACAAAAGAGGAGUUGCUUCACAUCAGCGAACCUGACCUUUUUUAUGAGGAAGGUCCUCUUCGCAGUCCCUGUCCCUCACCUGCCUCCUUCUCCUCUCACAUCCCCUCCCCUGAACUCUGUCCUGAACCUUAUCCUGUUAGGCCACAAGAGGAAUACAUCACGGUCAAUCAGCUGAGCCAGAUCUUCGGGGGGCAGAAAGUUGAUCCCCCCCCUUCCUCGUCUAUCCAGUCAUUCCAGCGUGCCCCCUCUGACCCCGUCUUCUCAUGUCACUCCACUGCAUGUGGCCCCUCUCCCUUCCUCUCUGUGCAGAGCCAGCCUGAGCUCAGCAGGAAUGCCAUGCCUGCUCUUAACCUAGAACGCUGGUACCAAGACAUCAUGGCUGCUGGAGAAACCCAGUCAUGUCCUCCACCACUGCCUGCCAAGUCUUUUGCCACGCGCAGGCAAGGGCAGUUGUUUCAGUCCAAAUCAGAUGGUGAGGUCGGACAGGCAGCAUCAUUCGCACAUGUCAGUAGUGCUGCAGCCACUUUACACUCCAAUGGACUUGCACACGAGAAAACUGCACCCACAAAGGGUUUGCAGCUAGCGUUGAGAGAUUUGUCAGUUCCAGCAGACCUGGACUCUAUGAAGCAGUUGGCUCUGCAGAGUAAAGGUCCCUCUCCCACAGUCCACCACUCCAUCCUACACCAUCAAACGCCACCUAGCGGAAACCAGGCGUAUGACACUCUGAGCCUGGAGAGCUCUGACAGCAUGGAGACCAGCGUCUCCACCGGCAACUCCGCCUGUUCGCCAGAAAGCGCCAGUGGGCUGGAAGCCCAAAGGAUAGAAGAGAUGGAAAAGAUGUUGAAGGAGGCGCAGCAGGAGAAAGCCAGGCUGAUAGAGAACCGAGAGAGGGAGGUGCAGGCUCGGCGGCAGAUGUUAGAGGAGGAGCGGAGGAGGCGAGAGGAGGCCGAGAGGAGGCUUCAGGAUGAGACGGCCCACAGGCAGAGGCUUGUGGAGGAGGAGGUUAAGAUGAGAGAGAAGCACUUCUCCCAGGCCCGUCCAAUGACGCGCUAUCUGCCGAACCGGAAGGAGGAGUUUGACCUGCGGGCCCACGUGGAGUCGUCCGGCCACAAUGUGGACACCUGCCCCUACGUCAUCGUCUCCGAGAAGAUGUGCAAGGGACAUCUGGUCAAGAUGGGCGGCAAAAUCAAAUCCUGGAAGAAGCGCUGGUUUGUUUUCGACCGUCUCAAGAGGAACUUCUCCUACUAUGUUGACAAGCAUGAGACCAAGCUGAAAGGGCUCAUUUACUUUCAGGCUAUUGAGGAGGUUUAUUACGAUCACCUGCGUAGUGCCACCAAGAGCCCCAACCCGUCUUUGACCUUCUGUGUGAAAACUCACGACCGCCUUUACUACAUGGUGGCCCCAUCUCCAGAGGCCAUGAGGAUCUGGAUGGAUGUCAUAGUAACAGGUGCCGAGGGCUACACGCAGUUCAUGAGCUGAGGGACCACUGGGUGACAGAUCUGGAUGACGGGAGGGACCGAGCGAGCACCCAGACACCUGCGAGCCGCACUGAGCUGCUCCCAGCCGCCGCCUGUUAAGUGGAACUGGAGCUCAAAUCGAUGAGAUACGGCUCAACGGUGUGUAAUGGAUGGACAUCUGAAGGGAUGAAUAAUCUGGGGCUCUCAGAAAAAGCCUGAUGCCUUCCGGCAAAUGAGGACUUGAUAAUGAAAGAGCCGCAUUUUAAAGGAUUUAUGAGUUGCAUUUGUCUUACAGCCAGAAUGAGAAAAGAGAGUUUAUACUACCUGCCAACGGAUCUAUGAAGGGAGCUGUGUAUAGAUAGACUGAAUAAAUCACAUUCUGUUUCAGUUGCCAAAAUGUAUUAUCAAUAAUAUUUUUAUUAUUAUUAUUUAGGAGUUUAAGGAAGAACACCUUUAAAAUUUCUCUUACUUCUUAUCAUAAGUUCAAACUGUUUACACUUCUAAAGCAAUUAAACAAUUUAAACAUGUAGUAUAUCACGCUAAUUUAUGCUUUUAUUUUUCUUUUUGAUACAUUUGUACUUUUUCCCUUGAGUUCUGCAACUUUGUGUCAGCUCAAAAUGAACGAGUCUGUUAAUUAACACGCUAUAUGACUAUGAUUACCAGUGAACUUAUUUUAGUAAAUCCUCUCACAGAAAUUAUUAAUCAAGAGUCAUUUUACUUAUUCAGCUGAAACAUUACUUGGUGCCAAAUAUUGUAAUGUUUAGUUGGACUAUUACCAUGCAAAUGUUAAUAUCAGUUUUUAUAUUGUUCCAAGGGCUUUUCAUACAGGGAGAUAACACAGCAUUAAUGCAUCCGUAUUUUACACAAAUAAUCUCAUGUCGGAGAAAACAUUCUGUUAGUACUUUGACGAACAUCACAAAUAGCUGAUACAAUUCUGUAGUAAUAUUGUAACACUACCAUGUACAUCUAUUAAAUAAAAAUGUA